AUGUUGUUGAUCCAAGCCUAUAGCAAAGGCGGCCACAAAAACAUUAACUGCGGAUCGCCGCAUGACGUUCUCUGCCUACCUUCAAACCCCCAUCAACCAUCAACUGCAACAACAUCCGCCCUUCCUAGUCUUCGGCCAUGCCACCAUAAUGACCAAGGUUUACUCUUAUUUCCAGCAAACAUGUCUUGCCAAAAGUGUCGUACUCCUCUAAAGCUAGACGGCUCUCUAGAGUCGCUGAACCCGGCUGCAUUCGAUUUGCUGAUCGGCUCUACAGGUAAAACCCUACCGGACCAUACUAUCGGCACUGCUCGAUUAUCAUACCCACAAGAGCGCCGAGAGCUGUACGAUCGAGUCUCGAAGAAUGCGUCGCCGCCCGCAUAUCGGAGGUCAAUACCAGCGCCCCGGCAGGCCGAGGGCAACCUGGCAACACAGCCACGACUAGGGCGAGGAGACAGUGGCAACAUGUCUUUUGUUAUGCUUACAGAGUCCCAAGUCGGUCCACCGCAGGCCAUUGGAGUUGACAGCUCCUCGUCGAAAGCUAAGCGGGGUCACAAUACCCAGAGUGAUGAACAUGGUCUGGAACAUGGGUCGUUUGCAGACCAGGUCGAGCGCACAAGCCGAUUAUUUGAGGUUAUCUCCUCCCGCUCCGAUAUUGAUCAUCCGAUCUGCACAGAAUGUACCGAGAUGCUAGUCGAAGGCCUUCAACAACGCCUUGUAGACGCCACAAAAGAACGAGAUGCAUACGUAACAUUCCUACGAAACCUGAACUCAUCUGUCCCAACACAGGAGGAGAUCGAGGCAGCCGAAAAGUCCCUAAAAGAAACAUUGGAGGCUGAGAAGGCGGCAUUUGCGGAACUUGUUGCCCUAGAGAAAGAGAAAGCUGGUUUGGAUGACGAAAUCGCGCAGCUGGAGGAAGAGUCUCGUCUUUUGGAUCUCGAAGAGGAAAAGUUCUGGCGCAAUCGAAACGCAUUCUCUUUGGUCCUUGCCGAUUUCCAAAACGAGCGGGACGCGUUAAAUAUGAGAUACGACCAUGAUUCUCGGCAGCUCGAAAGGCUGCAAAGGACCAAUGUCUACAACGACGCAUUCUGUAUCGGCCACGAUGGCUUCUUUGGGACAAUCAAUGGCCUUCGUCUCGGCCGCCUGGCCAAUCCGUCAGUUGAGUGGCCUGAAAUUAAUGCCGCCUGGGGGCUACCGGAUGAAACCCAUGGGUUCCAUGUCAAAAAUCGAUAA
This is a messenger RNA of Aspergillus calidoustus, 1230 nucleotides long. The record is from the annotation of a GenBank genome assembly. Lineage: Eukaryota; Fungi; Ascomycota; Eurotiomycetes; Eurotiales; Aspergillaceae.